This is a messenger RNA of Dermatophagoides pteronyssinus (European house dust mite), 1017 nucleotides long. RefSeq names its product testis-specific serine/threonine-protein kinase 4-like. Gene Ontology annotation, biological process: peptidyl-serine phosphorylation; protein autophosphorylation; regulation of autophagy. NCBI's taxonomy places the organism in Eukaryota, Metazoa, Arthropoda, Arachnida, Sarcoptiformes, Pyroglyphidae. Gene Ontology annotation, cellular component: cytoplasm; phagophore assembly site; autophagosome. The record is from RefSeq and is a predicted model, not a curated record. Gene Ontology annotation, molecular function: ATP binding; protein serine/threonine kinase activity.
UUUCGACAAUACAAAAUGUUCGAUAUAUAUUACCAUUUUAUAUCUUGAUUGUAUGGAUGUUGUUCCAAAUCGAUUGUGGAUUAAAUCAUAGAUAUGACUCAGCGUGGUGAAAGUAUCCGAUUAGAUCCAAAAACUGCAGCCGUUUUCCGUAAAAAAGGUUAUUCUGUUGAUAAAAAAUUGAAUGAAGGUGCUUUUGGGCAAGUGUACAAAGGUACUAAUACAAAAACAGGUGAAUUGGUCGCUGUCAAAGUGAUGGAUUUGGAUAAAGUGGGCGAUAAAUUCAAACAAAAAUUUUUACCUCGUGAAUUGGCCGCCUUGAUCGGUAUCAAACAUGAAAGUGUCAUAUGCAUACACGAUAUAAUAAGAGCGAAUCACAAGAUUUAUAUAUUUAUGGAAUUCGCAAAUGGUGGUGACAUUACCGGUUAUUUACAUAAAAAUGGAGCCAUUUCCGAACCAUUAACCUGUUAUUGGUUCACUCAAGUUUUGAAUGCUUUGUGCUAUAUUCACGAUGAAUUAAAAAUUGCACAUCGUGAUAUCAAGAUCGAUAACAUUCUUUUACAUGAUAAUAUGGCCAAAUUAACUGAUUUUGGAUUCGCUAAAGAAAGUUAUGAUUGUCAUACGGAUACUAUAAUAAUGUCCGAAACGUUUUGUGGUACAGAACCAUAUUAUAGCCCACAGAUUGUGGCCAGAAAACCGUACAAUGCAUUUGCAGCUGAUGUUUGGGCCAUGGGUGUUACAUUGUUCUGUAUGCUUAACAAUAAAUUUCCAUUCCAUUUUGGUGAUCCCAAAAAAAUGCUGCUCGAACAAACGGAUCGAGAUUACAUCAAAAUUCGUUACGUCAGACGUUUUCCGUCGGAUUUACGGAAUUUUCAGGAACGAUUUUUUGUUGUCGACGAACAAAUUCGUUGGACAAUUUAUGAAGCACUUUCACAUCCAUGGAUUUUACGCAAAGGAAGAUAAUCAACAAUCAAUAACCCAACAUUGAAAUAAUCGAAUAAAAUAAUAUUUUUUAUAUAA